This is a messenger RNA of Cadophora gregata, 1908 nucleotides long. RefSeq lists its product as uncharacterized. Gene Ontology annotation, molecular function: heme binding; metal ion binding; indoleamine 2,3-dioxygenase activity. The coding region runs from base 154 to 1629 and encodes 491 amino acids. Lineage: Eukaryota; Fungi; Ascomycota; Leotiomycetes; Helotiales; Ploettnerulaceae. The record is from RefSeq and is a predicted model, not a curated record. Gene Ontology annotation, cellular component: cytoplasm. The transcript is spliced from 2 exons. Gene Ontology annotation, biological process: 'de novo' NAD+ biosynthetic process from L-tryptophan.
ACAAUAUCCCAUCGACGCGCCAGCUUUUCUCCAUCGCAAAGCUCAUGAUAAGUUCGCUCACUGCAAUUCCCUACGGCUGAGGAGUAUCGGACAAAGAUCUGUAUACUCCUUGCGUCUGGCACGAUCACCCCGUCCAAAAUCUUUAUCGAAAGCAUGCUUCCACCCCUUCCAAUCCUUGGCAACUACGGAAUUUCACCAGAAUAUGGUUUCCUUCCGACUGAAUUGCCUCUCGAGAGGCUCCCUGAUCCAUACUACAAUAAAUGGGAGGCUGUAGUUGCGAAUCUUCAAGGCUUGAUUCUAAGCAAACGCUUGCGCGGAGUCAUCGACCUACUUCCUGUCCUUUCCACUGCGGGUCUGGAACAUGACUCGGAAUGGAGGAGAGCGUACUCGCUGUUGUGUUUCAUGGCCCAUGGCUACAUCUGGGGCGGUGAUAGCCCUUCAGAGCGUUUGCCGGCUGCAAUUUCGAUUCCGCUCAUUCACAUCUCGGCACACCUCGAAGUGCUCCCAGUCGCUACCUAUGCGGGGGUUUGUCUCUGGAACUUUAAGCCUUUAUUCCAAGACGAGCCUGUCGACAAUAUGGAAAAUCUGGCGACCCUCACGACGUUCACAGGUUCUAUUGACGAAUCAUGGUUCUAUCUCAUAUCCGUGGCUAUUGAAGCUCGGGGAGCGCCAAUCAUCCCCUUGAUGCUGGCUGCUAUCCAAGCGGCAAGAUUACACGACGGCGCAACGGUCGCUGCUUGCCUUCGAGCAUUCGCCGAAAGGUUGGAUGAUCUUGGCACCCUUCUGCAGCGUAUGCAUGAGAGUUGUGAUCCGCAGGUUUUCUACAAUCGCAUCCGACCUUUCCUUGCUGGAAGCAAGAACAUGGGCGAGGCUGGACUCCCUGAUGGCGUGAUGUACGAAGAUGGCACAGGAAAUGAAAGGUUUCGACAAUAUAGUGGUGGUAGCAAUGCUCAAAGCUCCAUCAUCCAGUUCUUCGAUAUUAUUCUCGGUAUCGAGCACCGUCCAACUGGUGAUAAGAAGGACGCAGCCACUGGGAGCGAGCUUGAAGGCACAUCACCUCCGCCCAAGCACAACUUCCUGCUUGAAAUGCGAAAAUACAUGCCAGGACCACACCGUCGUUUCCUGGAAGACGUCGCCAAGGUCGCUAACAUUCGUGAUUACGUUGAAAGACACCGGAACAAUUCAGAGCUUGUUUUGGCUUAUGACGCUUGUCUUGCAAUGCUCCGAGAGUUCCGAAAUAAGCACAUCAACAUCGUAUCUCGGUACAUUGUAAUCAAGUCAAGGGAGUCGAGAUCACUAUCCCGUUCAAAGAGCCCUACCGUUCGACGCCACAAGGUUGAUAUUGCCACGGCCUCACGUCACGACAAGAGCGACAGCGGCAAGAAGAACUUGAAAGGAACCGGCGGGACUGCUUUGAUUCCAUUUUUGAAACAAGCUCGUGAUGAGACUGGAGAGCCAGCCAUUGAUUCCUGGGCUCGACGUGUGAUGAAUCAAGACAUUAGCAUUAAAGCUCAAGGUGACUUCUUCUCUGGGAAGCUGGUCGAGCCGUCUACUGACGAAGUCGAUACCUGUGGCCUGGCUGGUAGUUGGACACUUGAUGAAAAUGCUGGCGGACUAUGCCACUAUUGAAUGCAAUUUUCACAAGCAAAUGUGUUUCAGGAAUUGUUGGCCACUGGUGAAAUAUGAAAAACGAGUCCUGUGUAGCGAUUAGACAACUGAAUGUCCGAAAUGUCCGAUUGCUCGUUAUGACAGUAUCUAACUGUCUGUUAUUAAAUGCCAAUGGCCAUCUAAGUUACAUCUCAUAAUAAAUGCGACCUCGUGCUUUUACAAUGUGCUUUUAACCUACAUAUAGCCCUUCCCCUAAAUAAGGUAGACAGCUGCCUACUAAUCUCAAAACAAGAUCAUGAU